UUACGUUUCGUUUCUCUAGUUGACUUUAAAACCUAGUUUAUUUAUAAUUGUUCCCUAUCGUUCAACAGCGUCCAGUUCCGCUAUGGAUACUCGUGGUCUAAUAUUGCUGGCUACACAUAUGGAACCCCCCUGGAAAUGGAGCUGUACAACGGCGAAGCCAUCAUCCAGAUUUCUGGAAAGUACGCCCACUACCUGCAGACCAUAACAUUCGUCACAAACCGAGGUCGCUCCCUGUUUGUGGGUCAGCCUUCGGGUACUUCCUUCAACAUGUACCCCGAACACGAGGGGACGGAGCUGGUCUUCAUCAGCGGACAGGUGCACGGAGGCCUCACCGGUCUGGGAGCCCACUGGGCGGUGGUGGAUCCCACCUUCAACACCACUGCAGCACACUAAGUCGCAAACUUUUAAAAUUUUUGGAUUUAAUCCAAGAGAUGGCCUUUAACCUUGUGUGGAGAUGAUUUUUAUUCAGAUAUAUACUCACGUAAAAAUGUAAAAAGAAUCAGUAAUUUCUUAGCUCCAUUUUGUCCCAAAAUGUAAAGCGUGGUUGUUUGAAUAAAUUGUAAAAAGUG
Molecule: messenger RNA, 569 nt
Organism: Oryzias latipes (Japanese medaka)
Lineage: Eukaryota; Metazoa; Chordata; Actinopteri; Beloniformes; Adrianichthyidae
Source: RefSeq, a predicted model, not a curated record